This is a messenger RNA of Polyodon spathula (Mississippi paddlefish), 4635 nucleotides long. RefSeq names its product cytoplasmic FMR1-interacting protein 1 homolog. Lineage: Eukaryota; Metazoa; Chordata; Actinopteri; Acipenseriformes; Polyodontidae. The transcript has 31 exons. The coding region runs from base 294 to 4055 and encodes 1253 amino acids. Gene Ontology annotation, molecular function: small GTPase binding; RNA 7-methylguanosine cap binding. Gene Ontology annotation, biological process: lamellipodium assembly; modification of synaptic structure; regulation of translation. Gene Ontology annotation, cellular component: synapse; SCAR complex; neuron projection. The record is from RefSeq and is a predicted model, not a curated record.
UCCUGUCCCUGCUCCCUGGAGGAUUCAGUCAGACAGGAACUCCCGAGUGCUCCGCCUGGCUCUGUGAUCAUUAUCAGCGCACCAGGGAUCCGUGUCGAGUGGAAAACCCUCGCACUAAUAAAACAAACUAAACGUUUUCAAUACACCAACGGGCCGGAGGAGUGUUUACACGCCAAAACCAGCACUUCAUCGCUUUCAAGCAAGUUUCGCUCAAUGGGAUUGCUCGCCGGAGAACUGUAAACUUCCCUACUGGAAAUCGAGGGCUGGGUGUGUAGUGCGGCAGUGCCAUCACCAUGACGACCACGGUGACUCUCGAGGACGCCUUGUCCAAUGUGGACCUGCUGGAGGAGCUGCCUCUCCCAGACCAGCAGCCCUGCAUCGAGCCCCCUCCCUCCUCCUUGAUCUACCAGCCGAAUUUCAAUACCAACUUUGAAGACAGAAAUGCCUUUGUUACCGGCAUCGCCCGAUACAUCGAGCAAGCAACAGUCCACUCCAGCAUGAAUGAAAUGCUUGAGGAGGGGCAGGAGUAUGCCGUGAUGCUGUACACAUGGAGAAGCUGCUCCAGAGCCAUUCCACAGGUGAAGUGCAAUGAGCAGCCGAACAGAGUGGAGAUUUACGAGAAGACCGUGGAGGUCCUUGAGCCCGAGGUCACUAAACUCAUGAACUUCAUGUACUUCCAGCGUAAUGCCAUUGAACGGUUCUGUGGAGAGGUGAAGAGGCUGUGUCACACGGAGAGAAGGAAGGACUUUGUCUCUGAGGCCUACCUCCUGACCCUGGGCAAGUUCAUUAACAUGUUUGCAGUGCUGGAUGAGCUCAAAAACAUGAAGUGCAGCGUCAAGAACGACCACUCGGCCUACAAGAGAGCUGCUCAGUUCCUUCGGAAGAUGGCUGACCCCCAGUCCAUUCAGGAGUCCCAGAAUCUUUCAAUGUUCCUCGCUAACCACAAUAAAAUCACCCAGACCUUACAACAGCAGCUGGAGGUUAUCCAUGGGUAUGAAGAGCUCCUGGCUGAUAUUGUGAACCUGUGUGUGGAUUACUAUGAGAAUAAGAUGUAUCUCACUCCCACCGAGAAACACAUGCUGCUGAAAGUAAUGGGUUUUGGUUUGUAUCUGAUGGACGGGUCGGUGAGCAACAUCUACAAACUGGAUGCCAAGAAGCGGAUUAACCUGACCCGCAUUGACAAGUUUUUCAAGCAACUGCAGGUGGUUCCAUUGUUUGGUGAUAUGCAGCUUGAGCUGUCGCGAUACAUCAAGAACAGUGCACAUUUCGAGGAGAACAAGUCCAGGUGGUCGUGCACUUCCACUGGCAGCAGCCCUCAGUAUAACAUCUGUGAGCAGAUGAUCCAGAUCCGAGAAGACCACAUGCGCUUCAUCUCCGAGCUCGCCCGAUACAGCAACAGUGAGGUUGUGACUGGCUCAGGAAGGCAGGAGGCCCAGAAGACUGACUCGGAGUAUCGGAAGCUGUUUGACUCUGCUCUGCAGGGGCUGCAGCUCCUGUCUCAGUGGAGUGCCCACGUCAUGGAAGUGUACUCAUGGAAGCUGGUGCAUCCCACAGACAAGUACUCCAAUAAAGACUGCCCAGACAAUGCAGAGGAGUAUGAAAGGGCAACAAGAUACAACUACACCACUGAGGAGAAGUUUGCUCUCGUGGAGGUGAUGGCCAUGAUCAAGGGUCUGCAGGUCCUGAUGGGCAGGAUGGAGAGUGUCUUCAACCACGCUAUUCGGCACACCAUCUUCUCUGCCCUCCAAGACUUCGCCCAGCUCACCCUGAGGGAGCCCCUGCGCCAGGCCAUCAAGAAGAAGAAGAACGUCAUUCAGAGUGUUCUUCAGGCUAUCAGGAAGACCAUAUGUGACUGGGAGACUGGACGGGAGCCCCAUAAUGACCCCGCUCUGCGAGGAGAGAAGGAUCCCAAGGGAGGCUUCGAUAUCAAAGUGCCAAGGCGGGCUGUGGGACCCUCCAGUACACAGCUGUACAUGGUGAGGACCAUGCUAGAGUCUCUCAUUGCUGACAAAAGUGGUUCCAAGAAAACCAUGCGGAGCAGCCUGGAGGGACCCACCAUCCUGGAUAUGGAGAAAUUCCACCGGGAAUCCUUCUUCUACACGCACUUGUUAAAUUUCAGUGAAACGCUGCAGCAGUGCUGUGACCUGUCCCAGCUCUGGUUCCGCGAGUUCUUCCUGGAGCUGACCAUGGGCAGGAGGAUCCAGUUCCCCAUCGACAUGUCCAUGCCCUGGAUCCUCACCGACCACAUUCUGGACACCAAGGAGGCCUCCAUGAUGGAAUAUGUUCUUUAUCCUUUGGACCUUUACAACGACAGUGCACACUACGCCCUGACGAAAUUCAAGAAGCAGUUCCUAUACGAUGAGAUCGAAGCCGAGGUAAAUCUGUGUUUUGACCAGUUUGUCUACAAGCUUGCAGACCAAAUCUUUGCCUACUACAAGAUUCUAGCUGGAAGCCUUCUUUUAGACAAGCGACUGCGCGCAGAGUGCAAAAACCAGUCUGCUAACAUCCCAUGGCCAACCUCCAACAGAUAUGAGACCUUGCUGAAGCAGAGGCAUGUGCAGCUGCUGGGCAGAUCUAUAGACCUGAACCGACUGAUCACACAGCGGGUCUCUGCUGCCAUGUACAAGUCCCUGGAGCUGGCAAUCAACCGCUUCGAGAGCGAGGACCUCACCUCCAUCAUGGAGCUGGAUGGAUUAAUGGAAAUCAAUCGCAUGACUCACAAGCUGCUCAGUAAAUUCCUGACUCUGGACAGUUUUGACGCCAUGUUCAGAGAGGCAAAUCACAACGUGUCGGCGCCCUAUGGAAGAAUCACGCUUCAUGUCUUCUGGGAGCUCAACUACGACUUCCUUCCAAACUACUGCUACAACGGCUCCACCAACAGGUUUGUGCGCACUAUCCUGCCCUUCUCCCAGGAGUUUCAGAGGGAUAAGCAGCCCAAUGCCCAGCCCCAGUACCUGUACGGGUCAAAGACUCUCAAUUUGGCAUACAGCAGCAUUUAUAGCUUCUACAGGAACUUUGUGGGCCCACCUCACUUUAAGGCAAUCUGCAGACUCCUGGGAUACCAGGGCAUCGCCGUGGUGAUGGAGGAGCUGCUCAAGGUUGUCAAGAGUCUGCUACAAGGGACCAUUCUCCAGUAUGUGAGGACUCUAAUGGAAGUGAUGCCCAAAAUCUGCAGACUCCCCAGACAUGAGUACGGCUCUCCAGGUAUCCUGGAGUUCUUCCAUCACCAGUUGAAGGACAUAGUGGAGUAUGCAGAGCUGAAGACCGUGUGCUUCCAGAACCUGCGAGAAGUGGGCAAUGCCAUGCUGUUCUGCCUCCUCAUGGAGCAGUGCCUGUCCCAGGAGGAGGUGUGUGACCUGCUCCACGCAGCCCCGUUCCAGAACAUCCUGCCCAGGAUCCAUGUGAAAGAAGGUGAACGCCUUGAUGCCAAAAUGAAACGCCUGGAAGCAAAAUACACUCCGCUUCAUCUGGUGCCCCUGAUAGAGCGUCUGGGCACCCCACAGCAAAUUGCUAUCGCAAGGGAGGGAGACCUGCUGACCAAAGAGAGGCUGUGCUGUGGCCUGUCCAUGUUUGAGGUGAUCUUGACCAGAGUGCGAAACUUCCUGGAUGAUGAUAUCUGGCGCGGCCCCCUGCCCAGCAAUGGUGUGAUGCACGUGGACGAGUGCGUGGAGUUCCACCGGCUGUGGAGCGCCAUGCAGUUUGUGUACUGUAUCCCUGUGGGGGCCCACGAGUUCACAGUGGAGCAGUGCUUCGGAGAUGGACUGCACUGGGCCGGCUGUAUGAUCAUUGCCUUGCUGGGGCAGCAGAGGCGCUUUGACGUGCUGGACUUCUGCUACCACCUGCUGAAGGUUCAGAAGCACGACGGCAAGGACGAGGUCAUCAAGAGCGUGCCUCUGAAGAAAAUGGUGAACAGGAUCCGUAAGUUCCAGGUGAUCAAUGAUGAGAUCUUUGCUGUACUAAGCAAGUACCUGAAGUCUGGGGAUGGAGAGAGCAUGCCGGUGGAGCACGUCCGCUGUUUCCAGCCACCGAUCCAUCAGUCACUGGCUAGCAAUUAAAUGGAGUGCCUUGGACCAUAGUUACCUUCAAGUCUUGGUUAUUUUUUUUAGUGGGGUGUUGGUCAGUAUAGACACUGUGCCUCCCUCUGUAUGAGAUGGAAAAACAACUGUCCUUGAUGUCAAUCAGAUCUUUUCAAUAUCCUGUACACGCUUGUGCCUUAUUAAAUCUUUUCAAAAUCAUUAACCCUACAUGUCCCCAUCAUUUGUUAUGUGUAAGCCUUAAACUGGUAGUUUUUUUAUUUUUAUUUUUACCAUACUACCAUAGUUAUUUUUGUAUGUUUUAUACCUUGUAUUUGAACUUGUGACUCUGUGAGGGAAUGCAGUGGUUGCUAAAGAGUUAUUUAAUCAACUGAAAAUAACUUUUAAAAAAAUGUGGGUUGGUUUGUAGAAAAUAUUGUUUUCAUAAUAAAUUGCAUGCUUGAAUUAUUUAAAAACCAUAUUGAUCAUUUAACAAACAGUUAUGGAGUUUAACUAAUUUCACUUUGUCAAUUGUAUGUUAACCAUUUAUUGCCUAUGAUGUUUUUGUAUUUGACAUCAUCUUUAUAACUGCAUUUGAUUUCAUUAAAAACAGUGAAUCUUG